CUGAGAGAUCAGGAUUAUUCUAUAUUUUUUUUACAUGUAUUUAACUACUUAUUUUUGGCACUAAUCAGUGUCCAUAUAUACUUCCAUUCACGUGUAACUGGUACGGGGGACCUUCAGACAAGUCUUGUGAGACCUCUGGACUUCCUAGACCGUUCGGACGCUUCAGAUGAUUUGGUGAGAAGACACCGCUCUAGCUCGGUCAAAUUUCACAGCAGAUGCAGAAGUGAGAAAUAGUCAGAUACGGUGGAUUGAGACUCAUCCAAUGCAAAAAAAACACAUUUCUCUAUCUUAAAUAGAUGGAUGUUUAUGGGGAUUUUUGUAUUGUGCUAAUUAGAUUUCCGCGGGGCGCGGACAUUGACCUUAGAGGGCAAUCAGAUUUAUUGAAUUCUUCAUGUUGUCUAUAUUAAAGGGCACUUCAUUUACUAUAACAGGCUUUUAAAAUUCAAUAUUGCUACACAAAGGGAAGCAAAAGGCAGUCUUUGUGGAAUUACCCAGCUGUCUGUCACACAUCACUAAGUUAUGCUAAUCUACGGUUUUCAUUUACCCUCAACUCAGCAAAUACAGCAACAAGGUGUGGACAACAAAGCCAGGUGAUGGUGCCUCCCACCAACGUAGUGAAGGGACAGGGGGUGACACUGACCUGUAGCAACACCUGUACUCUGAGUGACAACCCCAACCCCACCUACAUCUGGUACAAGAAUGGACAUCGUCUAGAUAAGCACAUUUCCCAACAAUAUCCUAUCCACAUUUACUAUUCAGACAUUUACUCCUGUGCUGUAAAAGGCCAUGAGGAUCUCCUCUCUCCUGCAGUGUGUGUUCAGGGUCAGAGCUGUUUGAAUGUGACUUACACCAAGAGGAGUAUCUGUGCCUUGAAGGGGUCAACAGUGGACAUUACCUGCACGUAUAGACAUCCCAGCUGGCAUAACGUCACAGAAGUAUUCUGGUUCAACAAAUGGGAGUCUGGAGUUACUACAGAUCUAAUCCAGGACCCAGAAUAUGCAGGUCGUGUGAAGUACCAACCAACUACAGACAAGGGCUCCACCCUGAGAAUCACAGACCUGAGAGAGAGUGACUCUGCUGAAUAUAAGUUUAGAUUUACAACAACGGAGGUAAAAUGGGGAUACAGCUUCCCUGGAAUAACUCUGAUUGUCACAGACCUGCAGGUGAAGGAGACUCCUGGUACAGAGGAAGGGAAGGUGACACUGACCUGUAGCACCACCUGUAUUCUAACUGACAACCCCACCUACAUCUGGAAGAAGGCCUCCAAAUCCACCUCUGACACAAGAGACAGAAGAGACACAGCAGAGAACGGACAGAGAGACUCUAAUCCAGUGUAUGACAACAUCUCAGGCAUGAACUUGUCCCCUAUUGCAGCACAGAGAGUGAUCACAGACGAGCAGGAUGAUAUUACCUACGCAAGCAUCCAACACAGAAACCAGGAAGUGCCUCUGGACUCCACCGUCCCACCGUCUCUCCCCCAGAAACAGGACGAGGAUUUCCAGUACACUACUGUGAAAUUCAACAGCCCCAGUGCUGCUCAAUAGACAUUGGGAGGGAUUCAAUCCAAUCAUAGGUUAUAGACAUUGGGAGGGAUUCAAUCCAAUCAUAGGUUAUAGACAUUGGGAGGGAUUCAAUCCAAUCAUAGGUUAUAGACAUUGGGAGGGAUUCAAUCCAAUCAUAGGUUAUAGACAUU
This is a messenger RNA of Oncorhynchus gorbuscha (pink salmon), 1693 nucleotides long. Its product is annotated as sialic acid-binding Ig-like lectin 12. The record is from RefSeq and is a predicted model, not a curated record. The transcript is spliced from 6 exons. Bases 594 to 1544 code for a protein of 316 amino acids. NCBI's taxonomy places the organism in Eukaryota, Metazoa, Chordata, Actinopteri, Salmoniformes, Salmonidae.